GGCGUGGGGAUGUAAAUGUAUAUAUAUCUCUAUUCCGGGGGCCUGAUUCCAACUCUAAGGCUUAUCCGUCUGGACGUCCGUUCCUCCCUUGUACCUGACAACCAGCCGCUUGAUUCGACCAUGUCUCACACCGGAGCCCAGGGCAGCAUUGGGAGCCACCCAGCCAUGGGGCUGCGUGCCCAUAAAAUUUACCUGUUUGAGUUUGAGAACUUCCAGGGCCGUAUGAUGGAGUGCACCACUGAGUGCCGUAACCUGUGUGAGAAGGGCUUCGAGAAGAUCGGCUCCAUCAGGGUGGAGUGUGGACCCUGGGUGGGCUAUGAGCAGCAGAACCUGAGCGGAGAGAUGUUCAUGCUGGAGAAGGGAGAGUACCCCCGCUGGGAUACCUGGAGCAACAGCUACAGGUGUGACCGCUUCAUGUCCGUCAGGCCCGUUCGCAUGGACACCCAGGACCACAAGAUCUGCCUGUUUGAGUGUAAUAACUUUGAGGGCCGUAAGAUGGAGGUGUGUGAUGAGGAUAUCCCCAGUCUGUGGUCCUACGGCUUCCAGGACCGUGUGGCCAGCAUCCAGGUCACUGGUGGAACUUGGGUUGGCUAUCAGUACCCCGGUUACCGUGGCUACCAGUACGUGUUCGAAUGUGGCAUCUUCAAGCAUUGGAACGAGUGGGGCGCCCACCAUCCCCAGAUCCAGUCCAUCCGUAGAGUGAGGGACAUGCAGACACAUCGCAGAGGCUGCUUUGAGUGGACCGCCUAGAAGGGGCCAGGCAGGCGAUGGGUCGUGGGCCAGCAAGACAGAGGGGAAGGGGCCUGGUUAGCCCUGGAGCUAACCAUCCCAGAGUCUGGAGCUCCAUCUUGGAUCUCCAUACAGCCAACAUAAGCUAACAGCUAAUAACAUAACAUCACUGGCUCCACCUCAAUCACUUACUAGCAGUACAUUCAGGGUGCGUGUACAUUGACGCACAAUCCCUGAAUGAAGACAGUGCCACCUACUGGGAAAAGGUUGUUACUGCAGUUCGCCUGCAGCUGACUUCCACAAUGCCUGAAUAUAACAAUACUGGUGAAAGUGAUAGCUGUACUCUCUGUUCCAAGACCUGAUAGAAUUAUAGCAUGAGAAGAUUUAUGAUAUUUAUGAUGGGGAUUUUAAUGGGGGAAAGGGAAUUAGUUAGCAAAGAUUUUAAUAAGUUAUAUAACUUCAUUAGUUUGUGUUCACUAGUUUGUUUCCAUAUCUGCAAACCCAUUGAUUUUAUACAUCUUACUUACUUGUUUCUUAGCUAUAUACCAAAUGAUGCCAAAUAAGCCUGUUCAUUACAAUGCUCUACCCUCCUGCAAUCUGUGAAUGAUUUUAGAGAGUAGAGAGAUACUACACACUCCACUCAAGCCAGUCUCUAAGCUACCAUGGACAGCCGCCAGCUUUCUGUGCUCUGUCCAUGCCCUGCAAUGAGCUCAAUCAUCCAUGGGGAGGCACUGUUUCCCAAUGUACUCUCCCCCAUGGCCACCUUCUAGUCUAGGGAUUGCACCUCAACCAUAAUUUCCCUAAUGACAUUCUACCUUCAAGGCUUCAAAGCUAUGCCCAUGACCCACUCAGUCUAGGGCAGUGAGGCUAUCUGAAGGAGGAAAUGAGCUAGGGGGUAUGAUUGAGAGACACGUUGCUGUAGGCUACCUGGUAGUGUUUUUCUAGACAUGCCAACCUUUUGGGAGACCCCUCGCCCCUCUUAAUGAUGGGGUUGCAGAGGAAUCUUGUUAUAUACACUAUAUAUUUCUCAGGGAUGCUGCCAUCUGGAAAGAAACUUUCCAAUAAAAAAAAAAGAAAUAAAAUGAAUAAAGUUUCCUAACCUCAGUGCUGGAAAUGCA
Molecule: messenger RNA, 1847 nt
Organism: Coregonus clupeaformis (lake whitefish)
Lineage: Eukaryota; Metazoa; Chordata; Actinopteri; Salmoniformes; Salmonidae
Product: beta-crystallin B1-like
Exons: 6
Coding region: 16-750 (244 amino acids)
Biological process (GO): lens development in camera-type eye; visual perception
Molecular function (GO): structural constituent of eye lens
Source: RefSeq, a predicted model, not a curated record